Messenger RNA from Puntigrus tetrazona (Sumatra barb), 3247 nucleotides. It is a transcript of the gene tmc6a, whose product is annotated as transmembrane channel-like protein 6. Gene Ontology annotation, molecular function: mechanosensitive monoatomic ion channel activity. Gene Ontology annotation, cellular component: plasma membrane. NCBI's taxonomy places the organism in Eukaryota, Metazoa, Chordata, Actinopteri, Cypriniformes, Cyprinidae. The record is from RefSeq and is a predicted model, not a curated record. The coding region runs from base 632 to 3106 and encodes 824 amino acids. The transcript is spliced from 20 exons.
AGCUCAUACACGGCCCAUUGUUUGAGAGCCGUGGAGACACACGCUUUAUUUAUUGUGCUCGCUGUACUUUUAACCGUCCUGUCAGAAGCGCGAAAACGUGCACGCGCCGACCAACACAGUUCUCCAGGCGGCGCUAUCGGUCUAUUUUCAACUAAAAAGUUCAUUAAUAUCUUCUCUGCGUCUUCCAAACCUGAAAUAACGUCUGUACGCGUCGAAAUACUGAUAUUUUGAAGCAUGUUUAGUCAGAUAAGGUGUGUGUUCCAGGAGAAAGAAGUCAUACAGGGUUGAAUGAAUAGCUGAUGAUAGGAAUAUAUUCAUUUUUGGGGGGACCUUUCUGUACUUUUGGACACAGAAAGUAUUUGAAUCUGUUUUAGAUAUGCUUUAAAUCAGCUUUAUUACAGUCGUUAUGGCAAUCGAAGCUGCAGUGUCCAUUUACACCAUUUACAUUUAAAAACAAAACCUUCAGGAGACAUGGCCCAACUCAAAUUCAUACUUUCUUGAUAACUUUAGCUAUCUGUGAAAACAUGACAUGGCUGUGAGGUCUGUGCUGCUUUUCUUUUUUUAAUGAAGGCUCCGUUUAUGAUUUCACAUAACUACACGGUCUUCCUAUAAAAUAUUGCCAAACCAAGUAAUGCUAAUAAAAAAAAAACAUUUUCAAGACGUCAGGCUGUUCUUGUUUCUUCCUCUCUGCACGUUGCCUGUGGUUUGUCACUUUGUCUACAGUCAGUCAACUGUGAAAGUAUUUCUGGCUCACUUGAAGAAUGGAUAUCGUAGAAGAACCUUUAUGCUUUUAUACGGUCUAGUUUCUUCUCAGACUGGCUCGGAAACCUUGCUUAGCAGUUGUUUAGACUUUCUGAUACGCGGCGCUCUAGAGAGUCUGUCCCAGAUCAUGGAGACGACUUCCAGUGAAGACGAAGACCGAGAGCUGAUUGAGCUGGAGACUACGAGGAGACCACAUAGAGCAGUGACCUUCGACCUGGUGCAUGCAAACCAAGAAGACGUAGAAGCUCAGCGUUAUCAUGAGCCCAGACACACGAAUGCCCUGCACAGGAACAGCUGGUCCUCUUCAACCCAGAAGGUCCUGUCCUCGAUGCCCAGUCGCUCUAUCAGAUUUAAUCAGUCGGCCGCGCUCUCCCGAUCCACCCAGACACGAAGAAGACGACCUCUUAGCAUCGUGUCCAGCGCAGAGGAGGACGUCUUCAGAGGCCAGCCGGACUUCACCCAAAAUGAAGACAUGCUAAACAAACUGCAAGAUCUGCCAGCGGGCGAACGCGUGCGGGUGUUGCGUGAAAUCCCCCUCAGUGUCUCGGAGAAGCGCAAGAUCAGAAGCUGGUUUCUCAUGUGGGAUUCUGGGCUGCCUGUCUCCGCUAACAGAGCUCAGCGCUGCCAUGCGUUUGAAACUUGGUUAUUGAAGGUGUUGCGUGAUGGCUCCUGCCGUGGAGUCUCCCAGAAGAAGUCCAUACAGAUCUGGCAGGGAGUGUUUAAGACAAUCAGCGCUCACUUCGGCACAGGGAUUCUGUCCUAUUUCAUCUUCCUCAGAAAACUUUUAUAUUACAACAUCCUCCUCUUCCUCAUCACCGGCCUCUUCCUGGUCCUACCACAAAUCAUAUGUCCUCCAUCAUCCAAAAACAAACCUGCAGCCUCAGCUGACCUCUGGAUGCUUACUGGAAUGGGCAUUCUUACAAACUCUGUGAUGUUUUACGGCCACUACGUCAACUCUACACAGGAAAACUGCAAAGCGUUAAAUUACAACAUACCGCUGGCGUAUAUUUUUACUGUCGGAGCUGGCAUGUUUAUCACAUGCGUAAUGCUUGUUUACAGCAUAUCUAAAUCACUCGAAAAGAGUUUUCGGGUGUUCAAGACCGCUGGCGACCUGGCUUUAAAGGUGUUCUGCUCUUGGGAUUUUAAAGUCAUCAAGAAACGGUCUGUAAAGGUGCAGUCGGUGAACAUCUGCAUUCAGCUGAAGGAGAUGCUGUCUGAGCUCAGCUGCAAAAAAACGAAGAAGAACUUGUGUUUAACUUCUCACUGGUUGGGUGUGCACUUUUUGGUAUGGCUCAUUUGCCUCCUCUGCAUAGGAGCAAGCAUUCCGGCCGUUUACUUCUUACACCCUUACAUUGACCUGGGCAGUUUCGAGGGGAGCUCUUUUCAGAGCACCGUUGAUUUGCUGAAGCUGCCUUUUGUGGUGUCUUGCGUCAGUCAUCUGCUGCCUGUUUUCUUCAACGUGAUAUCCAGGGCAGAGCAAUACAACUCUCCGAACACUCAGAUUUAUGUGUCCAUUUUAAGGAACCUGUUGUUGAAGGGCUGCAUUUUUAGUGUAUUGUGUUACUACUGGCUCAAGAAAGUUUCUGAAAAGAAGAAUCGAGAAAAUAAAUGGCAGUGCUGGGAGACGUUGGUUGGUCAAGAGCUUUACCGUUUGGUUUUAAUGGAUCUGUUCAUUUUCGUGACGUACAUCGUCUUCGCAGAGUUUCUGUGGGGGCUGUGUGUUAGAAACGUCACAUUGAGAAGAAGAAAACUCAAAUUUGACAUUGCACGAGAUGUUCUGGAGCUCAUCUACGGUCAAACGCUUGUGUGGUUUGGUGUGCUGUUUUCACCUGUGUUGCCUGCGGUUCAAAUCGUGAAACUGAUUCUACUGUUCUACUUUAAAAAGACGAGUUUCAUGAUAAACUUUCAACCUCCCAAGAAACACUGGAGGGCCACUCAGAUGAACACAGUCUUCAUCUCGCUUCUGUUUUUCCCCUUCUUCACUGGGGCCCUUGCAUGUGUCAUUUAUGCAAUGUGGAGGGUCAAGCCCUCAUCAGAUUGCGGGCCCUUCGUUAACGUCCAGAACAUGCUUCUAUUAGGCAAGAAGUGGAUCUCGAGCCUGGGUGAAUCAAACCAAAAUAUGUUUUGGCUCAGCUGGGCUUAUAAUAACCUGGUGGAUAACCCUUUGUUCCUCUUCAUCACGGCAAUCCUGUUGCUAGCCAUUAUAUACACACACAUGCAAGUUUUGGAUGGCCAAAAGAUGAUAAUUGCUAAGUUAGAAGAGCAAAUAGACAAUGAGGGUGAAGAUAAGAAGUUCCUUAUAACUAAACUGCAGGAACUCAAUGAGGCGAGUGCUCAGCAGUAAGGCUCUGUUUCCUUGAUUUCGUCACCCGCUGAAUACUUGUUUGAUCUAGGAAGGCUGAAUUCUACAGAAAUUAACUCAACCUGAGAAACCAGUGGUGCGUCUUAUUUAAAGCUGCAUAUUGCUCUGUCAUUUAGUCAUAUA